Fusarium redolens is the source of this 553-nucleotide messenger RNA. RefSeq lists its product as uncharacterized. Lineage: Eukaryota; Fungi; Ascomycota; Sordariomycetes; Hypocreales; Nectriaceae. The transcript has a single exon. The coding region runs from base 160 to 504 and encodes 114 amino acids. The record is from RefSeq and is a predicted model, not a curated record.
UUGACAUUAGUGCUGAUCAGAACAACAGGGGUUUAUCCAGAGCGCGACGCGUCCUUUCGCGUAAAGUGCUAUAGGGGGGUAAAUCAUACUACUAGAUGGUCUCGUUGUUGAUCAAAACACAAUUGUCAUUCACAUCUCACUAACAAGGACCCAGUCACUAUGACGAUUACUACGACGGCCUCGAACUUGCAAUCUGAAACAUGCAGUGCUAUUCAUCCCUACGUUCUUCUCUCUACAUACCGCCUUCUCGUGUGCCAGGUUUGUGGGUUCGCCUACUCUUCUAUUCCUAAUUGUCGUGUACCCCUAAUUGUCGCGUACCCCUGUUCACUUCUCAAGUGCCUGUCUAUCUCCGGUUUAUUCCCAUAUGCCCAUACUAUGGCGACUUAUCUUUCCCGUUUUGAUCGACGGCCUGGGGGCGCGUUACUCACACGUGUGAACGCGUACUUGAGCUUUCUUACAUCAUCGACACUUCCUACUGUAAUUUUCAUCCGAGAUUUAUUUUAGCGGCCCGUACAAGCUGAUGCUUUACAACGACUAGCAGAAUAUAACCGCC